GCACUGAGUUAAACACGAGCAAGGGCUUGCGACCAGAGUAAAUAAAAAUACAAAGCUCACGGCAGUGAAUCUGAUACCACUCACCAGAGCUUACUUCUCACUCUGAGAGCCCUGCCUGUGCGGAUCAGCUUUGUAGGGUUUUUUAUUUAUUUUAAAGUGGGAGCGCGCCGUUGCUUCUGAUAAGUGCGUUGUUUCUUUCCCGUUUGCCGCAACCUCCGUGACACGCCUCGCCCCACAAGAGCUUUCAAGAAAGGGAGGCUGGGCAGAGACACACCGACCUACACGCGCUCGGCCCGAAGAAGACCGACCGUUUCUCAAGAGAAAGGCUCUCAUCUUCUCUUCUUUCCGUUUUUUUUUCUUCUUGUGCGCGUAUUGCCGUCCGCGCAGAAAGCAAAGGAAAAUAUUACGCGAGAGAGUCGACACGGGCGUAAAACGCGAAAACAAGAAACCCUGUCGGUGAGACAAAAGUGCAUCAUCGCAGCAGCUCGUACUUUCUUUUCUUCUCUUCUUCGCUGCCGCUGCCGCUGCCGCUGCCGUGAUCAUUCUUGUUUUUUUUGGUACUCCGGUUUGCUCGAUAAAGUGUUCUGAGGACAUCCCUUUUCUUCUCCAGUUUAAGACUCCCGCCUCCGCCGAAUCAGCACACGAGCAUUUGUUUUCCUUUUAUUUCAUGGUUCAACUUGUCACCUUUGUCUGUUAAAAACUGUUAUUAUUAUUAUUAUUUUAUCUUUCAACGAUCCUGCCUUUGCCCUCCUUGCUCACCAACGCCACCUCUGCACUCUUCUUUCUUCUCUGUCUCUGAACGCGUGACGACACGAUGACGUCAGCAGAGGCGAGUGCGGAGUGCCUGCAGUGGGUGGAGGAUCGUCUGCAGGACACCCUACGAUGUAACAUAGAAGAUGAACUCACCGCACAGCAGCACUUCGUGAUCAACGAGAUGCUCAUGGGCGAGGACGCACGGUACCGCGUCCUCUUCGCUUACUACGCAGAGCCCGUGGUGACCCCAGCGAAGGCGAAGAAGACCGUCUCAACCUCCGGACCAUGCACCUCGAUGGAAAACAACAGCGGUAACUUCAAUGGAGCGGCGAAUGGACAGAGCGCCUUACACGUUCCAUCGCGUCGCACCACCGUAGGAGCGAAGGAUGCGGUGAGCGGGCUCAACCGCAGCCACCCCGCCAGCGACAACGAUGACGACCCCGCCGCUGCCGCCGGUGGUGCAGCCGCCACCCCGCAAGUCAGAGGCAGGAACUCGGUCACGUCGUUUCAGGCCUUUGCUGCGGACGCGGGCGGUGCCGCUGCUCCACCUCCGCCGCCUCAGCUGCAAGUCAUCGCCGGCUUUCCGGAGCUGGCGACGCGUGGCGGCUUACCGGGGGUGUGCAGUGACGUCGUUUUCUUUGCCCGCCUCGAAGCGGAUAAACCGCUGCUGCGUGAGACACUGGAGAAUUACGUGAUGUGGGGCACCCUACGCGGCACGCACCUGCUCGACAGUUUCCUGCGCACCGUCCAGCACAUCAUCAUGCCCACCUUCCUACACAACUCGUGGCCUACCAGCAUUCAAAAAGACGUGCACACCGCGCUGCACCGCUUCAUGGCGACAGUGGUCGAGGACGUGAAUGGACUGAAGGGGAGGACGGUGUUGUACGUGCCGAGUGACCUAGCCGGCAUCGCCUCCUCCCAGGCGCACACCGAUCAUGAGCUCGUUCAGCGCUACGAGGCGACAGUGAUCCACUGGACCCGGCAGAUUAGAACGGUGGUCAGCGAGCGCGACACGACGGCCGGCGACGAGGACAGCGCGGGGCCGCUGGAGGAGCUGCAGUACUGGCGGGCACGCGCGCGCGACUUGGGCAACAUCCGCACGCAGCUCAACCGCGAAGAGGUCGCCUCCGUCGUGCGCGUGCUGAAGGAGGCGAAGUCGCUGUACUAUCUCGAGCCCUUUCUCAGCCUUCGCAGCGACAUCGAGCGUGGCACCGAGGAGGCCUACGACAACCUGCGCUACCUCUCCACCCUCAACGAGCCGUGUGAGCGUCUCGCCAAAGCGAAGCUGAACGAGAUCCCGCGAGUGGUCCAGGACGUGCUGAAGCGAAUUCAGCUCAUCUUCAUCUUCUCCAAGUUCUACAAGAAGGAACGCAUUAUCCGCCUGCUGCGCAUGGUGUCGAGUGAGAUUAUCAGCCGCUGCAGCAGCAAGAUCAAUGUGCGGGCCGUCUUCGCCGGCGACGUGAAGGACAGCAUGAAGGCACUGGAGGACAGUAUGGUUGCGGGGGAGGCGUGGCUGACGGAGUGCCGUCGCAUGUUGGCUGCCACCCGCCGUCGUCUGCGCGUGGAGCGGGGGGAGAAGGUGGAGUUUGAUGAGUCCUUCUUGAACGAGAUGGACGGCUUCGUUCGGCACCGCUGCCAAAACUUGAAAGAAAUCUGCCUGAGUCAGCUGCAGUUUGGCUUCAGCGCCGGCGCGGACGGCGAGGCGGUGCGGUCGUCCUCCGUCGCACGCGCGGACACGAACACCACGUCGCUCCGCCACAUCAGUCGGCGCACAAAGACGUCGGGCUUCGGCCGCGAGCUAAUCGCCGCCGGGGCCCCUCUCAGCGUACCGGAGCUGGAUGUCGUGAUUCGGUCCCCGGCAGAGCUGUUCGAAGGCCGGCUGCCCAUCUUCCGCGGCAACAAAGGCCCGGAGCUGGAGUCGCAGUUGAUGGACAUCCAGCGCGCCUUCAAAGCAAAGAUGGAGGUGCUGCAGCACUUCACGUACAACGUGCUCGACGUGAAGUCGACGCAGUGGGUGGACGACUACCGCGCCCUCAAGGCGGAUGUCGAGAACCUGAGCGUGAUGAUGCGCCAAAUCAUCACCGCCGCCUUCGACGCGGUGGCGACGGUCUCGAUGGGCGCCGAGGUGAUUGAGGCCUUCACCCUCAUCAGCAAGAGCGAGGAGCUGCUGAUGCAGCUGGACCGCAACACCGACCGCGUCUUCCGCCUCUUUGGGCAGCACCUCAAGGCGGUGCAGGGGGACAUGCAGCGCUUCUUUGGGCGCUCCCCACCUCUUUUCUACCGCCACCCUCCGCUCGCCGGACAGGCGGCGUGGGCGUUGUUUCGCCUGGCGUUUCUCUCCAGUGAGCAGGCGUCUCUUCACCGCUGCUACGCACUGCCGAACUCGCCAGAUAAGGACGAGGCCCUGCAACAGUACGAUCGACUCGACCGCAUCUUCCGCGAGUACGUGCGGAAGGCCUACAACGAGUGGAUUGCCGCGAUCCCUGCCAAGCCGGCGGAGAUGCUGGACGACUGCCUUCUGCUGCAGCGGCCUGGCACCGGCACCGACGUCGAGCACCCGCCGCUGUACGACGUGAACUUCCCAAUGGACCUUCUGCUGCUCUUUGCGGAGGCCCGCUGCUGGCAACGCAUGGGCGAGCCGGUGCCGGCAGAGGUUGUGGAGAUCAGCACGCGCGAGGAGCGCCUUCGCCUCUUCCGCGAGAAUGUCUCCAUCGCGGUGCGUCUGCACAACGCGGCGGUCUACUCCUUAUCGAAGGAGGAGCUGCGACUCUUUGCCCUGCGCAUUGAGACGAUGGACUCGAAGUUUCAGCCGGGGCUGGGCAAGCUGCUGUGGAACUCACAGGGCAUUGUGGAGUACUUUGUGCGUGAGUGUCGCCUGCAGGCCGAUCAGGUGCAGACCGUCAUCGACGACUUCAAGUUCUGUGGCACCUUCAUCGUCUACCACUGCAACCUCAUCGCGGAUACGCUGGCGGUGCUGGUGGAGAAGAAAGUCAUCUACACCCCCGCGGCCUUCGCGGCGAAGCAGAAGUCGUACCGCGCCGCGGUCAUCCAAAAGGUGAGCAAGAUAUACAAACUAAUGGUGCAGAAGCUCUACAACGUCUUCCAGCACUUCCGCGAGGACUACAGUGUGAGCCACACGGUGCGCGCGGAGUGGCACGACUACGUUGAGCGGGUGGAGCUGAAGCUAGAGGAGGCGCUGCGCACGAUGGUGAAGCGCUCCCUGCUAACCGUGGAGCGGGUGCUGCCGCAGGAGAGCAGCAUGGACCGCCUGGACGAGAAGGUGUUCCGCCUCAAUGUGAUGAUCAGCGUCGCGGCGGACCACAAGCCCGUCAUUCACGCCUCCCCCUCGGUCGCGGAGCUUUCGCAGGAGGUGAAUGAUGUCUGCAAGGCCAUCAUCGGCGUCGUGCGAGAUCUGCCGCGGCUGGAGGACUCGCUCGAGCAGCGCAUCCGAGAGGAGACGGAGGAGUACCUGACGGAGCACAAUGCCACCGCCGUGCACUACGCCCAUCCGAAGAGUGGGUCGCCCAUGACGCUCCGCGGCUCCUAUUAUGAAUACAUGACAGGGGACCAGGACACCAUCCUCACCCUGGGCCGCAUCCAGGACUCCUUCAUCAGCAUCGCGGAAAAGGUACGCGACAAGCUGAACCAGACCUGGCAGCUGCAUCAGUCCUCAUCGACCGACAACUUAUGGACGACGCAGCGGCAGGACCGCCGUAUUAAGCAGGGCUGGAAGCUGGAGGACUACCGCAUCAACAUGGACCACGUUGCCCAGCGCCGCGAGGGCAUCGAGAAGCAGGAGGUUUUUGCGGAGGUGCUCUUCCUACAGCUCGACUUCACCAAAAUGAAGGAGACGUUCCGCGCGCAGUGCCAGUUUGUCAUUCAGCACUACCACAGCCUGCUCUACGCCGAGGCCCGACAGGAGCUGGACAACACCUACGACUCUUUCAAGUUCACGACGGAGACGCUGUCGCGCGAGCCGAAGACGCUCGAUCAGCUCGGCGAGCAGGUGCGGCAGUGCACCAUCGCCCUGGACGCGUUGCCCUCCGUGGAGGGUCAGUUCGACAUGCUCGCCCAGAAGUUUGCCCUCAUCACGAGCGAGGCGUACAACUUCGGUGGGGUCGACCCGGCGGAUGUGGCGCGCUGCGAGGCACUGCCGGAGGCGUUCGAGGCCUACGCCGUGCAGUUGAAGGCGAUCCGCAAGCAGCUCGACGUGUACAAGGAGCAAUUCCGUGUAGAGGUAGAGGCGGAUCUGCGCGCCCUCGCAUCCAAAAGCUUCACACUGUACCAGCAGGUGCGUGAUGAGGCGCCGACGAUGUGGAGUCUCAAGACGGCGGAGGCACUGGCGCAGCUCGACGCACUGCAGCGCAAGGCGGUCGCGCUGCGCAACCUAGAGAAGAGUCUGCAGCAGGGCAUCGACAUUUUCGGCCUCGAGCACCCCCCGUUGGACGACCUUGUCAAGGCCGAGACGCGGCUGCGGCUGCUGCGCCGGGUAUGGAUGCUCGUGCGGGACUGGCGCACCCACACGCACUCGUGGAAGCACACGUACUUCAUGAAGCUGAGCAGCGAGCGCAUGCUGGAGGAUAUUGAGUCGACACGGAGGGAAGUGAUGCAGCUGCGCAAGGACAUGGAGCAGCUGGAUGUGUGGCAGCAGUUGAAGGAAGACAUCGAGCUCAUCAAACGCAUUCUGCCGAUCAUCGACGACCUCCGCACACCGGCGAUCCGGCCGCGGCAUUGGGAACAACUGAAGGUGCAGCUCGACACGGAGUUUGACCUCGACGACGAGAAGUCCUUCUGCUUGCAGCGCCUGAUGGACGCCCACGUGGAGUCGCAGGCGGAGUUCAUCAGCAACAUGGCCGUCGCCGCCCGCGAGGAGCUGAAGAUCGAGACGGACCUGGAAAAGAUCUCGCUCUUCUGGGAGGAGGCGGUGCUGAUCAUCGAACCCUACCUCGGCUACCACAAAAUCGCCGCCGUCGAGGACAUCAACACGGCGCUGGCGGAGCACCUGAUGAUGCUCAGCUCGAUGAAGAUGUCGCGCUUCGUGGACAACUUCCGGCCGCGAGUGGUGCAGUGGGAGCAGCUGCUGUCGCAGGUCGCGGACACGAUAGAGGGGCUGCUCGGGGUGCAAACGAAGUGGAUGUACCUGGAGAGCAUCUUUGUGGGCAGCGAGGAUAUUAAGCGGAAGCUCGUGGCGGAGUCGAAGAAGUUUGACUCGAUUCAUGGGCAGUGGCUCGCCAUCAUUGCCCGCCUCAUCACCGACCCGAACGUGGUGCGCAGCACCCGCCGCGACAGCCUGCUGGAGCAGCUGAACAGCAUGAACGGUGACCUGGAGCUCAUCCAGCGCAGUUUGGAGGGCUUUCUCGAGGAUCGCCGCCGCUGCUUCCCGCGCUUCUACUUUCUCUCGAACGACGACCUGCUCGAGAUACUGGGGCACGCCAAGGAGCCGGAGAAGGUGCAGCCGCAUCUGCGCAAGUGCUUUGAAGGGCUUUACCGACUGGCGCUGCGCACCAACCGCAACAACCGCGUGUUUGCAGAAGGCAUGUCUGCUGCGGACGGCGAGGAGGUCUCGUUUGACCCCCCGCUUCAGAUCGACGGCAUCCCGGUCGAGACGUGGUUGCGCCGGGUGGAGGGGAAGAUGCGGGAGACGGUGCAGUCCUGCCUGAACACCACCCUGGCGGACCUGCAGGCCAGCGUCUACAUCCCGCGCCGGCCCAUCAACCGCGACAAGCUGCGGCAGUGGGUGGAGAAGCACGAGGGCCAGGCCCUCAUCACGGCGGCCUGCAUGAACUGGACCCACCAAACCGAAGCCGCCAUCGUGGAGUACGGCGACUUGCACCACAACGGACUCAGCCUGGUACGCCGCAAGACCUCUCCGCUAUACAAGGUGUACAAGAAGUGGAAGAGUUUGAUUCGCAAGUACUGCCAGAUGGUGCGCGAGCCGCAGUCGCGGCUGCAGCGCAACAAGCUCGUCUCCUUGGUCACCAUCGAGGUGCACUCCCGCGACAUUUUGCGCCAUCUGCUGGCCCACCGCGUCUACCAGCUGGACGACUUUGAGUGGUCGAGGCAGCUCCGUUUCUACCCGGAAUUGCCGAGCAACACUGACAACAGUACCACAACGGCAGCGAGCGCUGCGGCUGCGGCUGCUGCUGGUGCGACGGAGGACCACCGAGCAGGAGAUCAAGGAGGGCUGCCGGGCAGCGCCGCCUCCCAUGCGGGGGGCGCAGGUGGCAGCGGCGAUGCGGCGUCUGCGGCGACGGCUGCGUGUUUGGUGCGGCAGGCGAGUGCGCAGGUGCGAUACGACUACGAGUACCUGGGCAACAGCGGCCGGCUGGUCGUGACGGGCUUGACGGAUCGUGCGUACAUGACGCUGACGACGGCGCUGCAGCUGUGCCGCGGUGGACUCCCACAGGGCCCCGCCGGCACGGGCAAGACGGAGACGGUGAAGGACCUGGGCAAGGCGAUUGGCAAGUACGUGAUGGUGUUCAACUGCUCUGACGGCCUGGACUACCGCUCCGUCGGCCGCAUGCUGAGCGGUAUCGCGCAGACGGGUGCGUGGUCGUGCUUUGACGAGUUCAACCGUAUCGAGGUGGAGGUGCUCUCGGUCGUGGCGCAGCAGAUCCUGUCCAUCUUGAACGCCGUGUCAGAGAGUAAGGAGCACUUCUUGUUCGAGGGGACGGAGAUCCCGCUGAACGUGAACUGCGGCCUCUUUGUGACGAUGAACCCCGGCUACGCGGGCCGCUCGGAGCUCCCGGACAACCUGAAGGCCCUUCUGCGGCCCAUCUCGAUGAUGGUGCCGGACUUCACCCUGAUUUGCGAGAUCACCCUCCUCUCGGAAGGCUUCGAGGAGUCGGAGUCGCUGUCAAAGAAGGUGUCCAUCCUUUACGAGCUCAUGGAGAAGCAGCUGUCCAAGCAGGACCACUACGACUUCUCCUUGCGCAACAUCAAAGCCGUCCUCGUACAAGCCGGCAACCUCAAGCGGGAGAACUUCCCCGGCACGGAGCAGCAGCUGUGCCUGAAGGCGAUGAAGGAUAUGAACCUGCCGAAGUUCGUGAAGGAGGACGUCCCGCUGUUCCUGAGCAUGCUGGGGGAUCUGUUCCCUGGCGUGACCCCGCAAAGCGCCGGCCUCGAGGAGCUGCGGGCCGCGACCGUCGACGAGCUGCAGACGGGGAUGCUGCAGGUCAACGAGCACAUCAUCACCAAGUGCCUGCAUCUCUGGGACACGCUGCACACCCGUCACGGUGUGAUGGUGGUGGGCCGCGCCGCGUCCGGCAAAACGGUCACCUGGCGUACGCUGGCCGGUUCACUGAAGCGGCUGAAGGAGGCCGGCGUGGAGGGCCCUUACGAGGUUGUGAAGGAGUCGUUGCUGAACCCCAAGUCGGUCACGAUGGACGAGCUCUAUGGCAGCUACAACCAAGCCACGCGGGAGUGGAAGGACGGCAUUCUGUCCGACUUGAUGCGGCAAAUCUGCCGCGACGCGACGGACCCGAGCUACAAGUGGCUCGUCUUCGACGGCCCGGUGGACACGCUGUGGAUUGAGAGCAUGAACACCGUGCUGGACGACAACAAGAUGCUGACCCUCAACUCCGGCGAGCGUAUCAACAUGAACCCGACGGUGCGGAUGCUGUUCGAGGUGCAGGAUUUAUCACAGGCCUCCCCUGCCACGGUCUCCCGCUGCGGCAUGGUGUACUUCAGCGUGGAGGAUCUCACGUGGCGGCCUUUCAUCAGCACCUGGCUGCAGUCGCGCCGUGUGUUUGAGGUGGCGAUGAACGCCCCAAAGCCGGACGCCACGCUGGGCGAGCUGCAGAGCUUCAUCGACAACGCGCUGGCACGCGCGCUGGAGUUCAAGCGGGCGGAGUGCGCCGACCUUAUCACGACGACGGAGUUCAACACCGUGCGCUCCUUCACAACGAUGCUGGACGCGCUGGCGAACACGGAGGCGGCGGCGGUGCUGCCCGGCGGUGCGCGCUACCAAGCCGCGCAGGCGGGCGAGAAUUACCUAGCCCAGCUGAGGAUGAUGGCUACCUUCUCGCUCGUCUGGUCCGUCGGCGGCAGCCUCACGGCCGACUCGCGGCGCAAGCUGGACGCCUUCGUGCGAGAGAUGGACUCCUCGUUCCCCUCCACGGAGACCGUCUUUGAGUACUUCCCCGACUUGUCGACGCUGCGGUGGGUGGGCUGGGCCGAGCAUCCGGAGGUGCUGAAGCCGUUUGCGCCACCCGAGGGCACACCUUACUACGCGCAGAUUGUGCCCACCGUCGACACGGUGCGGUACGCCUACAUGGUCUCCCAGCUCGUCCGCAGCCGGGUGCAGCUGGUGCUUGUGGGCACCACCGGUACGGGUAAAUCGCUCGUUGCGCACAAGGUGAUGCACGACCUCCCGCAGGACGCCUUCGUCACGACCCACCUCCACUUCUCCGCGCAGACGACAGCGAGGAAUGUGCAAGAGAUCAUUGAGGGCCGCAUGGAGCACACGUCGAAGAAGGUGUGCAACCCACCUGGCGGGCGGCGUAUGGUGUGCCUGAUUGAGGACCUGAACAUGCCGGCCAAGGAAAUCUUCGGUGCGCAGCCCCCGCUGGAGUUGCUGCGGCAGUGGAUGGACAACGGGUACUGGUACGACCGCACCUCGCGGUCUAAGCGGCUGGUCAACGACAUGCAGCUGCUGUGCUGCAUGACCUACGGCCGCCCGGACAUCACGGAGCGUCUGCUGAGCAAGCUGAACGUGUUUAACAUCGCCUUCCCGGCGGAGACGGUGCUCGUCAGUAUCUUCUCCUCCAUUCUGGGACACCGCUUCGCACCGUACGCGGAUCUGAAGGGCUACGUCGACGCCAUCGUGCGCGCAACGAUCGAGGUGUACAUGAAGGUCUCCACCGACCUGCUACCAAUUCCGAGCAAGUCCCAUUACCUCUUCAGCUUACGCGACCUCAGCAAGGUCUUCCAGGGCAUCUACGGCUGCUACCUCGAGGCCCUCACGAGCAAGGAGCAGCUGGUGGCACUGUGGGUACACGAGUCUCAGCGCGUCUUUGCGGAUCGCAUGAACGACCCCGCGGACAAGGUGUGGUUCAAGCAGCUCCUGAACGAGCGGCUGAACAACUCCUUCCAGACGAAGUGGGCCAACAUGCUCAAGGCCCGCUCCAGCCAUUUGAAGAACCAGACCGUGUCGGAGAACGAAAAUCCCAUCUUUGUGGACUUCCUGGACGGGGAGCAGGACGAGAUGGCGAAGUACAAGCUGGUCCCCUCGCUGGAGCAGCUCCGGCAGAUUGUGGAGGAGGGCCUGGCGAACUACAACGCAGAGCCGGGCGCGCGGCCGAUGAACAUCGUCUUCUUCGCGGAUGCGCUGGAGCACCUGUGCCGCAUUCACCGCGUGCUGCGGCAGCCGCAGGGCAACGCGCUGCUCGUGGGUCUCGGCGGCAGCGGACGCAACUCGUUGAGCCGGCUGGCCACCUACCUCGCCGGCUACACCAUGUUCACGAUUGAGAUCCACAAGAAGUACGACCAGGAUCGCUUCCACGACGACCUGCGCACCCUCUACCGUGCCUGCGGUGUCAAGCGUCAGCAGAAGGUGUUCUACAUUGCCGACACCCAACUCGUGGAGACGUCCUUUUUGGAAGACCUGAACAACAUGCUGUCCGCCGGCGAGGUACCGAACCUGUUUGUGAAGGACGACGUGCAGCAGAUCAACGACGAUGUGCGCAAGCUGGCUCUGCUGAACGGCUGCCGCGACACCUCCGAUGAGCUCUACAACUUCUUUAUCCGGCAAGCACGUCAGCACCUGCACCUCGUGAUCGCCAUGUCGCCGGCCCACCGCCUCUUCUACGUGCGGCUGCGGCAGUUCCCUGCCCUGGUCUCGUGCACCUCCAUUGACUGGUACUACGCGUGGCCGAAUGAGGCGCUGAAGGAGGUCGGUCUGCGGCACCUGCGCGACUCGCGGAGGGAGGAGGAGUCGGAUGCGCUGCUCGAGACGAUCAGCGACCUUUUCGUCUACCUGCACGACACAACAAACCAACGGGCGGAGCAGAUGCGGGAGCAGAUCCACCGCCACACAUACGUCACGCCGUCGUCCUUCAUCGACCUGGUCCGCGGCUUCCGCACGAUGCUGCAGAGUAAGAAGGUCAGCAUCACGGAGCAGCGCGACAAGCUCGCCAACGGUAUGUCGAAGCUGGAGGAGACGAAGGUGACGGUGAGUGAGAUGCGGGAGGAACUGAAGGUGCAAGACGCGCGCUUGCAGGAGAAGUCCGCCGAGGUCAGCAAGGCAACGGAGAGCAUCCAGGCCCGCCAGCACAUCGCCGAGGAGCAGCAGACCCUCGUGGCGUCGGAGAAGGUGAAGAUUGAGCAGACGAAGCGCGCCGCCUUGGUUGAUCUGGCGGAGGCGCAGAACGACCUGGACCGCGCCAUGCCCACCUUGUUGGAGGCUCAGGCGGCGCUGGAUAAGCUGGACAAGAGCGACAUCAACGAAGUUAAGUCGUACAAGACGCCCGCGGCGAUGAUUCGAACGGUGAUGGAGGCCGUGCAGACGGCGCUGCACCGCAAGCUCGACUGGGACGAGGCGAAGAAGUCGCUGAGCGAGCCGAAGUUCAUCGACAUGCUCAAGACCUACCACGAGUCGCACGACAUGACGGAUCAGAAGCUGCUCAACGCGUUGGAGAAGUACGUGAAGCGCAACGACUUCACGCCGGCCGCCGCGAGUGCGGUGUCGAAGGCGGCCGGCGGCCUCUGUCAGUGGGUGAUUGCGAUUUACAAGUACGGCAACAUCUACAAGGAGGUGCACCCCAAAAUUGUGAAGAACGAAAACGCGCAGCAGAAGGUGCGGGCGCAGGAGGAGAUGCUUCGCCAGAAGGAGGAGAAGCUGCAGAAGAUUAUGGACGAGGUGAAGCAGCUGGAGACGGAUCUGCAGGCGAACAUCGCGGAGAAGAACCGGCUUAUGGCCGAGGCACGCGCCACCCAGGAUAAGCUCAACAAGGCCGAGAUCAUCGUCGACGGUCUGGAGGGCGAGCGUGGCCGCUGGACGCAGUCGAUCGCCCGCUUCGAUGCCGCACUAGAGAAUAUAAACGGCGACACACUGCUCGCGUGCGCAUUCAUGUGCUACUGCGGUGCCUUUACGGCGGAUUAUCGCCAGAUGCUGUGGCUGAGCUGGCUGAAGGAGGUGAAGCGGGUGCAGCUGCCCCUGAACCGCGACUACGACUUUGUGGACUUCUUGGCGGACCCGACGGAGGUGCGCGACUGGCAGCAGGCCGGGCUGCCCGGCGAUGAGUUCAGCAAAGAGAAUGGCGCGAUGGUGGUGUACGGCCCCCGCUACCCCCUCAUGAUCGACCCGCAGCAGCAGGCCAUCAAGUGGGUGAAGCGAAUGGAGCGGGACAACGGACUGAAGGUGAUUGAUCCGAAGCAGCCGGACUUCCAGAAGACGGUCGAGUACGCGAUUCAGUUUGGCUGCCCGCUGCUGCUGCAGGAUGUGCUGGAAGAGAUCGACCCCCUGCUCGAUCCAAUCAUGUCCCGAUCCUUCAUCAUGAAGGGCACCCGCAAGCUCGUGAAGGUCGGCGACAACUUCGUGGAGUUCAAGGAGGGCUUCAAGCUGUACAUCACCACUCGACUGCCGAACCCGCACUACACGCCGGAGACGUGCACGAAGGUGUGCCUGUUGAACUUCGCGGUGAAGGAGCAGGGAUUAGAGGAGCAGCUGCUGAAGAUCGUUGUAGAGAAGGAGAAGCCCGAGCUGGAGCACGAAAACGAGCAGCUCAUUCUGCACACGGCCGCCGCGAAGAAGGACAUGAAGCAGCUGGAGGAGGACAUUCUCGAUCUGCUGUCCAUCUCGCAGGUGUCACUGCUCGAAAAUCAGCGUCUCAUUGAGACGCUGCAGACUGCUAAGGUGACCGCGGCGAAUAUUCAGACGCAGCUGCAGGAGGCGGAGAUCACCUCCGUGAAGAUCCGCGAGGCCCGCGAGGAGUACCGCGAGUGCGCGCGGCGGGCGUCCAUUCUCUUCUUCGUCCUCGCCGACCUAGGCGCCAUUGACAGCAUGUAUCAGUUUGCGCUGGACUCCUACAUUCAGCUCUUCCAGACCAGCAUCCGUCGCUCGUCGGAGAAGAUCGUGUCACACACCAUGGACGAGCGCAUCAAGACGCUGAAUGAGUGGCACACAGCUGCGGUGUACAACAACACCUGCCGCGGCCUCUUCGAGCAACACAAGCUGCUCUUCGCCUUCCAUAUGACGAUGCGCAUCCUGCAAGCGCAGGGGCACGUGAACUUGGAGGAGUACGUCUUUAUGAUGCGUGGCGGGCAGAUCGUGGACAAGCAGAGCCGCGUGCCGAACCCGGCGACGGGGUGGCUGUCCGAGCGUGCGUGGGACCACAUCUUGGAGCUCGACCGCCUCAGUGCGUUCCACGGCAUCGCCGCGCACUUUGAGCAGCACGCCGAGGAGUGGAAGAAAUGGUACCUGCUGGAGCGUCCCGAGGAGUCGACGCUGCCAGAGGAGUGGGAGGCCCGCUGCGGGAAGAACGCGCUGCAGCGCAUGAUCUUCACCCGCUGCCUCCGCCCCGACCGGCUGGUCUUUAUGGUCUACGAGUUUAUCGAGGAGAAGCUGGGCAGCCAGUUCGUUGACCCGCCAGCCUUCAACCUCAAGGACACCUACGACGAGAGCACCAACACGAUCCCGCUCAUCUUCGUGCUGUCCACCGGCGUCGACCCCACGACGCAGCUGCAGGUGCUCGCGCAGCGGGAGAGCCGUCAGCUGAAGGUGCUCGCGCUAGGACAAGGGCAGGGCGACAACGCGAAGCGGGCCCUGCAGGAGUACAGCCAGACGGGCGGGUGGGUGUUCCUGGCCAACUGCCACCUAAUGGUGUCGUGGCUGGUCGAGCUGGAGAAGAUCAUCGACGUGAUUUGCGAGCAGAACCCGCACCGCGACUUCCGGCUGUGGCUGAGCUCGGUGCCAACGCCGCAGUUCCCGAUUGGGGUGCUGCAGCGAUCCAUCAAGAUGACGACGGAGCCGCCGAAGGGCAUUAAGGCGAAUAUGCAGCGGCUGUAUAACACCUUCUCGGAGGACGAUCUGGCAAACCGCAGCGCCGAGCACCCCCUCAUCUACCGCAAUCUGCUCUUCAGCCUGUGCUUCUUCCACAGCGUGCUGCUGGAGCGGCGCAAGUACGGCACCCUCGGCUACAACGUCCUCUAUGACUUCACCUCGUCAGACUUUGAGGUGUCGGAGAACAUCAUUCAGCUCUACAUUGACCACAUGCACUCCGACGCCGUCGAAGACGUGCCGUUUGUGACGAUACGCUACCUCAUCGCGGAAGCCUCGUACGGCGGGCGCGUGACGGACGACUGGGACCGUCGGGUGCUGAACACGUACAUGGCCCAGUACAUGUGCCCGGAGGUGAUCUCGCAGGACCGCUACCCCCUCGCGUCGGCCGAGGAGUACUACAUCCCGGAUGACUGCAACACGCUGCAGGCGUACAAGAACCACUGCGCCCAGCUGCCCAUCACUGACCCACCGGAGGCGUUCGGUCAGCACGCAAACGCAGAUAUUGCUAGUCGCAUUGCGGAGUCCACCGCGCUGCUCGAUUCGCUCAUCAACGUCAACACGACGCUCGUGCGGGAUGGCGGCGGUGGCGGCGGCGGUGGCGGUGCGACGCAGGUGGUGACGCAGGAACAACGGUGCCUGGAGAUUCUGGCGUCGAUUGAGGAGCCGAGCAAGGCGGCCACACCGGGUCUGUUGGACUACGCCGCCAUUUACGAGUACACCGAGGGCGAUCGCGAGAACGCGUUGAAUACGUGCCUCUUACAAGAAGUGCAGCGGUACAACGUGUUGCUGCAGAAGAUCCACCGUCAAAAGGCGGAGCUGCGCCGUGCGGUGAAGGGCGAGAUUGUCAUGUCAGAGGAGUUGGAGACCAUCUUUAACGCGCUGCUGCUGGGUCGUGUGCCACCGCCGUGGAUGAGCGCCUACCCGAGCCUCAAACCCCUCGCCAGCUGGGCGGUGGACUUGGUGGAGCGCAUCGAUCAGAUGCGGCUGUGGAGUCAGCGCACGCCGACAGUCUUUUGGCUCUCCGGCUUCACGUACCCGACCGGCUUCCUCAAGUCGCUGCAGCAGCAACAGGCGCGGCGCGACCAGAUCUCGAUUGAUCAGUACGACUGGGAGUACGCCAUCCUGCCCAGCGAGGAACGCGCCAUCGCACACCGACCCAAGAAGGGCGCCUACGUGCGCGGAAUCUUCCUCGAGGGGGCGGGCUGGAGUGCCGACGCGAACACGCUUUGUGAGCCGCGGCCGAUGGAGCUGAUUGUGGCGAUGCCGGUGAUUCACUUCAAGCCGAAGCUGCGUACCGGGAAGCCGAAGCCGGUGAGCGUGUAUGAGUGCCCGCUGUACAUGUACCCCGUGCGUACAGGCAUGCGUGAACGUCCCUCUUACGUGGUGGCGGUGGACUUGGAUUCUGGUGACGCGGUGCCGGAGACGUACACGAAGCGCGGGACGGCGUUGUUGCUCUCCACCGAUGAGUAA
Leptomonas pyrrhocoris is the source of this 15223-nucleotide messenger RNA. RefSeq names its product putative dynein heavy chain. Gene Ontology annotation, cellular component: dynein complex. The coding region runs from base 815 to 15223 and encodes 4802 amino acids. The transcript has a single exon. The record is from RefSeq and is a predicted model, not a curated record. Gene Ontology annotation, molecular function: dynein light intermediate chain binding; minus-end-directed microtubule motor activity; dynein intermediate chain binding. NCBI's taxonomy places the organism in Eukaryota, Euglenozoa, Kinetoplastea, Trypanosomatida, Trypanosomatidae. Gene Ontology annotation, biological process: microtubule-based movement.